Molecule: messenger RNA, 3383 nt
Organism: Bombyx mandarina (wild silkworm)
Lineage: Eukaryota; Metazoa; Arthropoda; Insecta; Lepidoptera; Bombycidae
Gene: FoxK
Product: forkhead box K
Biological process (GO): regulation of transcription by RNA polymerase II
Molecular function (GO): RNA polymerase II cis-regulatory region sequence-specific DNA binding; protein binding; DNA-binding transcription factor activity, RNA polymerase II-specific
Source: RefSeq, a predicted model, not a curated record
CGAUAAACUUGUAAACUCCUAAACUGCGUAUGGUGCACUGACGUUUUUGGUUAUUUUUGUUCUCACCUCGUGUUUACUUUUGCAUCUAAUUUCGGUUCAAUUGCAAAAAUUCAAUUGUGCAAUAACAUAAAGAUAUAUAUCGCGUGAAAAGGAUUCGACCUCGUUUAUAACCGUAUCGAUCUGUAGAUCUGGACGCAGUAUAUGUAUACAGCCUUAUCACGUGGUGGUGUGGUGGUUUAUGUAAUUCUUGUUUACCGCACAAACGGAAAGUUUGCGCAUGUGCGUUUCUCAGUAACCUCAAAGUGUUGAGUACGGGUUCGGUACGUUCCGGACAUCCGGGUGUAGUCGGUAUUGUGAUGUGUGGAGGCGCGAGCGGCACGCGAGCCGCGUGUGGAUAGCGUCGUUAGAGCCCGGUCAUGGCCCAGGCCCAGUUUACACGGAGCUCUGAGAGCGAUGCUUGGGCGCUCCUGUCGCUCAAGUCGGCGCCCUCAUCGCCAUCAAAAGUGCAGUGGGCCCAGGAAACUGCGCCCGCUGCGAUUGCGCGCCUCGAGGGUCGCGACUUCGAGUAUCUGAUCCGGCAGAAGCGCGUCAUCAUUGGGCGCAACUCAAGCCGUGGUCAGGUCGACGUCAACAUGGGGCACUCAAGCUUUAUCUCUCGUCGUCACCUCGAACUCAUGUACGAUCAGCCCGAGUUCUACCUCACCUGCAACAGUAAAAACGGUGUGCUCGUCGACGGCGUAUUCCAGCGAAAAGGAUCCCCGCCCAUGUUACUGCCCAAGAGAUGUACAUUUCGUUUUCCUUCGACGAACAUCCGGCUGGAGUUCCAGUCGCUGGUGGAGGCGGGCGGCGCCGCGCUGAGCGUGGCCCCCAUGCCGCCGCUGCGCAUCACCAUACCCACCGACAGCGACGGUCGCAGCCCGGCGCCCUCGCCUACAGGCACGAUCAGUGCGGCGAACAGCUGUCCCACGUCCCCGCGCGGCGCGGGCUCCUCGGCGCGCCGCCACGCCGACCUGGGGCUGGUCGCGCACUGCGCCGCGCUGGCCGACCACGCGCGCCCCGACUCCAACGGGACCGCGUCGUCAUCGAUGAGCGAGUCCGUGUACGGCGGCGUGCGUGACGUGCGUGACGUGCGCGACGUGCGUGACGUGCGUGACGUGCGUGACGUGCGCGAGCGGGACGCGCCAGACGACGUGAAGCCGCCCUACAGCUACGCGCAGCUCAUCGUCCAGGCCGUGGCCUCCGCGCACGACAAGCAGCUCACGCUCAGCGGCAUCUACAGCUACAUCACCAAGCACUACCCCUACUACCGCACCGCAGACAAGGGCUGGCAGAACUCCAUCCGACAUAAUCUCUCGCUCAAUAGGUACUUCAUCAAGGUGCCGCGCAGCCAGGAGGAGCCCGGCAAGGGGUCGUUCUGGCGCAUCGAGCCCGCCUCCGAGAUGAAGCUCAUCGAGCUCGCGUUCCGGCCGCGGCGGCCGCGCGGCGUGCAGUUCCGCGCGCCCUUCGGCCUCGCCUCCCGCAGCGCGCCCGCCUCCCCUGCGCCCGCGCCCGCCUCCCCCUCCGCGUCCCCGCCCGCCGCCGCCGCGCACGCCGCGCUGGCGCGCCCCACCAGCGCGCCCGGCUCCCCGGGGGACGGCGGCGUGGGCGCGCUGCUGGUGGCCGGACACCACAUCACCGUCGUCACCAACGGAGCCGGCGGCGAGCGGGAGGAGAAGUACGUGGUGGGCACGACGUCCGGCGGCAACCUGGUGUCCAUCCAGGAAGAGGAACCCGCGCACCUGGUCAUCCACCAGCACUCGCCCUACUACGCGGCGGACGGCGAGCUCGUCAUACACGACGCGCCGCCGCACAAGCGGAGCCGACAGGUGGAGCUAGAGGACAGACGCGCGUAUUGACGCUAGUCCAGCGGAGCCCGCCCGGGACGCGCCUCGCGCCGCCCCACGCCGCCCCACGCCACCCCACGCCGCCGCACGCCGCCCCACGCCGCCCCACGCUGCGGGCAGGCGAGGCCUUCCCGACACGUUCGGUCACAGUUCCCUCUCACGGAUAAACUGAUGAGUGCAAUGUUACACAAAUAUUGUAUUUUGUAUUUAGGCUUAGUUUAAAUAUAUAUUAAAACAAAAUAUGUAUUCAAUAUACUUGCGUCGCCACUGUCGCCCCCCCCGCCGCGCCCCACCCGCCGUGACGUCACACCGACCGUCCACACGGGUGUUUCAUUUAUAUGUUAAAAGUUGAAUUAACUUUCCUUUAUUUAUAACCAACUUUCAGUAUUAAUUUUAUGUACUUUUGUAGAAAAAUAAAUACUUUUGUGUAUUUCGCUCCGACCCAAAUAUGUAAAUAUGCAUUUUUCUAUUAUUAUCAAACUGUAGGAAAUGAUUUGAAUAAAACGAGGUGGGGUGGGGUCAUUCUCGUUCAACCGCGCCCGUGUCGCGUCCGUGCCGCGUCCGUGCCGCGUCCGUGCCGAGUCCGUGCGGCGUCCGUCUCACGUCUGUGUCGCGUCCGUGCGCGUCCGUAUCGCGUCCGUGCGCGUGUGCCAUUCGUGAAUGAAAAACGCUAUAAUUAUUCGUGCUAUUAUCAAUUUAUGUGAAUUUGCUACGAACGUUUGGAGGACGCCGCCCCGGCAGUCCGCACUGCACCGCCGGCCCGGGGCUCCCGCUGCCGGCGCCGGGCCGCGACCGCUCGCUAAUAGUAAAUACCUAUUUAAUCGAUUCUUUUAUAAACUCUUGUCUGAAUGAAGAUUUUUAAUAAGUUUUUAAUAAGUUUCUAUCGCGUGAGAAGUGUUCAGAAUGGAUUUGUUUGUGAAAGUGCGCGAGGAGGCGGCACAAUGUAAUCGAAGACACGUUUUUCUAUUGAUAUAUUUAUCUAAAAUUUACAAAAAAAAAACGAACAAAGUUUCGAGAAUUUAAUGAGAAUGACAUUAAGCAAUAUAAACAUUAAGGAUAAUAUAAUCGAUUAAAGUAUUCGAUUGUUGAUCGAUAGCGGAAUAUUGUGAUAUUAUAAUAUCGAUAACAAUCGGCGGUUUGUGAUGAAACUGCUCUUAUAUUGUAUUGACUUUGUAUAGAGUUGCACAAGUGUACCAGUGAACCCUCGUAUGACGUCACCGACAGCUCCGACCCCGUCGGGACUGUCCGGGACAACAUCCACUAAUGUUAGUUAAUGAUAAGAGGCAUUGUGAAUGCCGCAGUUAGUCGGUGCAGCGACCGCGCGCGCCGUGCUCGUGCCGUCCCGCUCGCACGCGGCGGCAGCAGGCGCGCGUGCGAGCGAGACGGCCGCAGCGCACGGCCGCACCGGCGCGGAGAGCGUGUCGGUGCGACUUGUAUCCAGUUCCGCGUUAAAUUUAUUGACAAAAUUUAAAUAAACGUAUUCUUUCUCCGCAACACGAC